AUGGCUAAACGUAUUGCAAUUAUAGGCGCAGGGAUCUCAGGUUUAACAGCAAUAAAACAAUGUCUGGUUGACGACUUAAUUCCGAUUUGCUUUGAACAAAAUUCUUUUAUCGGCGGAAUAUGGAGAUAUGAAGAUGUCUACGAAAAAAACAACGAUCCUUAUUCUUCAGUUUAUAAAGGUGUUUUAACCAAUACAUCUAAGGAAAUGACAACGUUUUCUGAUUUUCCAAUUCCGAUAGACUGGCCGACUUAUUUGAAUCAUUCACUAGUAGAAAAGUAUAUUGAUAUAUACGCCGAACAUUUUAAUCUUUUACCCCAUAUUAAAUUUAAUACUACCGUGUUAAGAAUAACUAUACUUCAUGAUAAACAUUGGAAAGUUAAAUAUAUUAUUCAAUGUGAAAAUGAAGAAAAAGAAGAAGUUUUUGAUUUCGUAAUGGUUUGUACCGGCAAACAUCGCAAACCCAAAUGGCCCGAAUUUAAAGGAAUGAAUUUAUUUAAGGGUAAACAAAUCCAUUCUUAUAUGUAUAAACGAGCUACAGAUUUUGAAGAUAAACGCGUUUUGGUGGUUGGUUGUGCUAAUAGUGCAAUGGACAUCGCGGUUGAAUUAACUCAUGCCGCAUCACAAGUCUAUUUAAGCAUUCGCAGAGAAAAACUUCCAUGGAUAUUACCACGCUUUAUAAAUGCUGGUACAGUUAUUGUGAAAUCGGAUAUUAAAGAACUUAAUUCUGAAAAUAAUCGAAUUGAAUUUGUUGAUGGGACUGUCUUAGAAAAUAUUGAUGUUGUUAUUUAUUCUACUGGUUAUGAUAUUGAAUAUCCAUUUUUAGAAAAGCAUAUUUUUACUGGUGGGGAUGAAAUCGUGCAAGAGUUUGAAAAAGACUUUUGUGAUUUAGUUUGGUUGUACAAAUCAAUGUUUCCUCCAAAGUAUCCAAAUAUUGCUUUUAUGGGAUUGACUGUAGCAGCUGGUGCUAUUUUGCCAAUCAGUGAAAUGCAAGCACGUUACAUAACAAGUCAUAUUAAAGGAUUGAUGAAGCCACUCCCAUCUCAAUAUGAAAUGGAAAAAUCUAUACGUAAUAAUUACGAAAAUAUUCGUAAAAAUUCUUGCAAACAUGCUCGUAGUGCUAUUCGACAAAAUUAUCUAUCUUAUAUGGAUACUUUGAGCAAAGAUAUUGGUUGUUAUCCUUAUUCUUAUGAGAUAAUUAAAAAGUUUGGCUUUAGAUUUUGGCAAUUAAUUAUGUUUGGCAUAGCAACUCCUAUACAAUAUCGGCUGCUAGGAAGGGAUUCUUGGGAAGGUGCAAGAGAAGCUAUUUUGCUUUAUAACAAAGAUAAUUUUAAGCAUACCGUUAAAAGUUCCAAA
Messenger RNA from Cetraspora pellucida, 1353 nucleotides. Lineage: Eukaryota; Fungi; Glomeromycota; Glomeromycetes; Diversisporales; Gigasporaceae. The record is from the annotation of a GenBank genome assembly.